CCUUGGGCUGUGCUGUGUGGAACACCUGAUAUAACCGGCCCGAAGAAAGUCGGCGUGAGGAAGAAUCCCGAUGGGAGUCGAAUAACGGGUGCAGUUCUUCUGUCCAGCGAAAUUGUCUUGAAUGAAGGCGACGUCUUGAGGGAAGCACCGACCCCACUUGAAGAGGAGGACGAAUGCCUGCUGUAA
Ostertagia ostertagi is the source of this 186-nucleotide messenger RNA. The record is from the annotation of a GenBank genome assembly. NCBI's taxonomy places the organism in Eukaryota, Metazoa, Nematoda, Chromadorea, Rhabditida, Trichostrongylidae.